CCGGCUUUCGUUCAAAUUAAUGGUAUCAACCCACAACAAGUGCAACCUGUCCUAGCAUAUAUCGCCACGUCCAAAGACGAAUUGAUCCGCAAAUCUUCUUUCGCCAUUCACGACAAUGGUUCGUUGUCUAGGCUCAGGCCCACGUUUUAUCCAGGGCAAACUUGGACAAAGGCGCACGCCGUCUCAUGACGGAAGGCGGCGAGGAUGAGGAGCGACACACAAAGCAAGAAGUCGGGCCGGAGUGCCAUCGAAGGUUCGUCUUUGUUAGGAAUUUCCAACCAAAGGACUGCCAACGUGGUUGGUCCCAUCGAACCACCCAACCUACUAUUCCCACCCUUCUAGUGAGAAUCUAGGCCGGCUCGAGGAUUGCAAACGUUACAACACCCCUCAACAUGACUGCCAAUAUGCCUCUACCACAGAGCCCAGAUAUCUCCAGCUCGACCUUGGGGUGGUCAGGACCAGACGCGCCCGUCCAUCACCCACUCGCGCCCCCACCGCGCAGAGAGGUCGAGAGGUACGGGAAGAGAGCACUGCCGCCGGUACCGCUCCACAGACAUUCUGGCGUGUCUGCUUUCAGCAAGGAAGUGGACGACGCCCUGGCCACUCCUGCGCCCGUGGUCAGUCCUGCCGAGGGUAGUAUCUAUCUCAUGUUCUGUGACGAGCCUACGGAUAACGGACACGCUGAGAUUACCUACAACCCAGACAAACCUGCAGAUAAGCACCUUAAGAAAGAGGGACUGAAGGUCAAUACGGCCGGCGUCCCAGGAGCAGGGUUCGAGACGCUUCGAUCCCCACAGCCACAGCACAAACUGUCCAUCUCCAAGAUACAGAAGAUGUCGGGCAUUAACGCCCCGACCUACCGAGAGACGACGCCGACGGGGCACGAUUCUGCGAAGAAGAUCCAGAGAGUCACAGGUAUUGGGGUUCCUUCAGAGGCUAUCCAACAGCAAAAGCGAAUCCGGGAAGAGCACAAAAUACAGACACACGGCGAAGAAGUCUCUCCUUUGAGCAACAGCGGCAGUGACUACGGCUUAGAGGAGCCUAAAACGGCCGUUUCCGAGUUAGACGGCGAUGGGGAAGGGCACGGCAAAGGCUACUUCUCGAGGUCAGGCUGGGGCUAUUUUGGCUCCGGCCAUCCCUAUCGACGGAAGUACUGGCUCAACCGCCCUGCCGAGUACGGCGGGUAUUCACCGCGACCCCUUCUUUCGCCUCGGCUGGAAAGUGAACGGGCGAGCCCCGGAUGGAAUUCACCGAGCAAAUUCACUCCGGAUCUUUACCACGAAACGAUAAAGGAAGUUGCACAAGCAGGCGCACACUCGCCGCUGGAGGAUAACAGGAUCAGGCGGGCACAGCUUGCUACACAACAGUUCCUCCAAGGGAGCAACACAAGCAGCACCGGUAGCCACGGCAGCCCCGGCCCCAAACCACUUCCUCCUUUGCCAGUCCAGCACGGCCACCACCGCCAACCGGGACACUCUUCAGACACCCGGCCUUCAGGCAGCGCCGAACGCAUCCAACCCGUGUGGCGGCCCUCCAACCCCCAACAAGAAGCCCCCCGCGCAGUGAGCGCCAGCACCUUUGGACGACACCCUAACCGCUUCCACGCGCAGCAACACUCAACCACGCCAUCCCCAUCCCCAUCCCGCGACCCCCAACCCCCCAGCAAAUUCGACUUCGACUCCGACUCCGACACCAACCCCAACACCACCGGCACCCCCAACACCGGCAGCUCCAUCCCCGUCUCCAUCCCCAGCGACCUCAGCGAGGGCACCACCCCCAACCGGCCCCACCGCCGGCACCGGCACCGCCACAGCAGCAGCGGCGGCGGCGGCGGCGGCGGCAUCAUAGCCAAGGUCUUCCACCACCACCGCACCUCCGCCACCUCCAUGACCACCGCCCCAGGCACGCCCCCGCCGCCCGUGCCGACCAACACCCCGCAGCAACCCUCCUUCCCCCAGGGCACCACCACCACCACCACCACCACCGCCACCACCUACCCCCCCAGCCUGCGGCCGAGUUCGAACCCGAACCCGUACCCGUACACGCCCUCCCAGCCCUCAAACCCAAACCCAAACACGAACCCCGGCUUGGGGGGGCCCAAAUCAAAGACGGCGGUUGCUUCCCUCGCGGCGCGCACUACUGGUCUGGUUGGGGCCGCGGCGGAUUUUAUUCUGGCUAGGGCGGCGGGGGCGGGGACGGAGGAGAGGAGGCGGCAGAGGUUGAAGAGUAGUAUUCGGGUGCUGGGGGAUGGGGGGCAGGUCUUGAGUGGGGGUGAUGGGGAUGGGAAUGGGAAUGGCGCACUGGCGCCCGAGACCAUGAGCGCAUCUCUCCCUACCGAGGAGCAACCGCCAGUGCAAGUGCAAGUCGGCUCGCCAGAACACCAGGAAGAAGUCCAGACGGUCAUCCAGAGUAUCCAAGACGCUCCGGCCUCCGACACCGCUCUUCCGCUUCCGGCCGAUUUAGACGGAGAAGCCGCUGAGUUACCCUCCGAAGUCGACGAGGAAGAAGAAGAAGAAGAAGAAGAAAGGCACGAGGGAUCCAAUUAUUGGGAUGCAUCGACCAUGGCUCCGCUGAAUGCAGCUUCGGCGGCCGCCAUUGCCCGGCUAAGGGCUUACAAGCCACCACCGUUCCCGCUCUGGGACCGCCUCCCAGUUAGUCGCCGUGCAGCGGUACUAAUGCUCCUGUACGCCGACAAACGGGGUGAUUUGCGCGUUGUCAUCACCAUGCGCGCCGCCAGCCUGCGCAGCUUCUCGGGACAUGCCGCCCUCCCGGGAGGCAAAGCCGACACCCUAGACGAGUCACCUUACCAAAUCGCCCGCCGCGAAGCCUGGGAGGAGAUCGGCCUCCCCCUCGACGACAACAAGCUCCCGGCGCCCUUCCGCAUCGAGCACCUCUGCUACCUGCCCAUGAACCUAGCCCGCACCGAGCUCGUCGUGCGCCCCUGCGUCGCCCUUCUCCACACGGGCGACACUGCCGCCACAACCAACCCCACUCCCACCACCACCACCACAACAAAGCCCCCCGCGAGCCCGUCCCCCACGGUAGAGGAGUCACUCAUCCCGCGACUCGAUGCCAAGGAAGUGGCGGCGGUCUUCUCAGCACCGUUCCACAACUUCCUACGUGAGACCGACGAGGUCCCAGCACCACCACCACCACCAGCAACACCACCGACAACACCAGCGCCGUCGGCAUCAACAGCAGCAGCAGCAACAGCAGCAGCAACAGCAGCGCCCGCUGCCGCACCACGACCGCUGCCGGCGGGCAACUGGUACGAGGGCAGCUGGACAACGUGGCACGACUCGCAGUGGCGCAUGCACUUCUUCUACGUGCCCGUGACCGACCAGACGGUGGUCAAGCCGCGCGUGCGCGAGGGCGGGCUGGCCGCGCUGUCGGAGGGGGAGGGCGAAGGGGAACGGGGUGGGGAGGAGGGGGGCGGAAAGAAUAAAGAUGGGGAUGGGGAUGGGGAUGGGGAUGGGGCCGGAAAGAAAAAGGUGGCGGGGGGAGGGGAGCUGGAGCGCUACAAGGUGUGGGGCAUGACGGCGCGCAUGCUGGUCGACGCCGCGACCGUUGCGUACGCCGAGCGGCCCGAGUUUGAGCACAACCGCCAUUUUGGGGAUGAGGGCAUCAUUGAGACGCUGGCGAGUAUCGGUCGUAUGGGGGAGAAGAAGAGGGCGGGGAGUGUGGUGUCGGCCGAGGACUGGAAGAAGGCGAAGGAGGCGGAGGCGAAGAGGGCGAAAGAGAAGGAGAAGGAAAAGGAGAAGGGGGAGCCGAGUAAGAUGUAG
Messenger RNA from Chaetomium fimeti, 3782 nucleotides. RefSeq lists its product as uncharacterized. The transcript is spliced from 6 exons. The record is from RefSeq and is a predicted model, not a curated record. The coding region runs from base 393 to 3782 and encodes 1129 amino acids. Gene Ontology annotation, molecular function: coenzyme A diphosphatase activity. Lineage: Eukaryota; Fungi; Ascomycota; Sordariomycetes; Sordariales; Chaetomiaceae. Gene Ontology annotation, biological process: coenzyme A catabolic process.